Messenger RNA from Peronospora matthiolae, 2019 nucleotides. Lineage: Eukaryota; Oomycota; Peronosporomycetes; Peronosporales; Peronosporaceae. The record is from the annotation of a GenBank genome assembly.
AUGAUUGGCCAAAAUACACCGUCGAUGCGCCAUGUCUCUGCCUCGACUGCGUCAAGUGGCUCGAGCCUCCUCAGCUCAACGAGCGCCUUCGACUGUAAGUUCGGUGGCAUCUUGCUACUAGCAGGUUACGUACCCGCCGCCGACUUUCCCCCCUCGAAGUCGACGCUCGCGUACAGCACAACGCGCGAUCGCGGCUUCCAACGCGUGCCCGAGCGACGACCCGACGCGAGUGGUGCUGACUGCGAGCGCCACAUUGACAGGUUAAGCUGGACCCGAAAGAAGCGCGGAAAACGGGGCCCGGCCGCUCGCAUGAUGACGCCGUCUAGCAUCACGGGGAGCUUUGGUGGAGCCAUUAACUUGACUGCGAGUAGCAUCGCACCUACGUGGACCACACAGCCGCCUUCAAGUCGCUCGGCGUCUGUGACGCUGCAUCAACUUAAUGGGUUCAGUAUGCGCAACUUGUCCGUGGACGGCACGAGCAGAGACGUGUUACUCAACGUUUACUUUCGACUAGUGGUCGACGGCCGUGUCGUCUACGAGAGUGAAGUCGCGCGAAAUACGCUGAAUCCUGUGUGGGUGCCAUUCAAGUCGAAGGACGAUGACAUUGGGGACGGCCUGGCAGGUGUGGAGACGCUGCUGAGUGGCGGCACGAGGUUUGAGAUUGCAGUAGUGCGUGUGCACGAUCGGAAGGCAGUGAAGCGGCCACGACGCAAGCCGCGCUUUCCAAGUGAUCGGUUAUCGUUAGGAGACGACCAGCCGGUGAAUAACUCGCGGUCAUUUGCGGAUGUCAAAGGUAGUUUCGAUGACGUCGACGAUGCGGCUGGUGCGCACGACGGCAUGACGGAUUCGGACACGUCGACAUUUGCAGGAAGCUCUAAUGGAAACAGUACGAAAGUGUUUGAGGAAGACAUUUUGAGUCUCAACUUUGGCAUACGGGAGCUCGAACCGCUGCCAGUGGCCCUUACCGAUUUGACAAACUUGCCUUUGAACACAUGUUUGUUCGAGUUCUCGGGCCACACGUAUGUGCACCGGGAUGUGCUUGAACUACUGGUUGAAAAAGGUGUCAUCGCGCCCAAGCACUCGCGGAGGAAAGGCUCGGCUAUUCCGCUGAAGGACUACAGCUUACAUAAAGGCGUUGAUGCGCUUGAACACAUUUUGACGACAAAACAGAAGAUCACAGAGUUGACUGCGGCGAAUGCCGCACUGAAAGAGCAGAUCCGAAACAAACUAUUGCACUCACAACAGCGGAUUGCGCGCGAACAUCAGCGCACGAUGUUAGAGGAGCGCGUUCGCCUUGCAAGAGCGCGAGUCGCAGUAAAACGACACACAAUGGAGCGGCUGAGAGCCGUGAUGGAAGAUGAGCGCAGAACGUUUGAAACGGACAUCCAUAUUGCAAAGGCACUCGUAAGCACCAUGCAGAUGACGAUGCGGUACAAGGAAGAACGUCAAAAUAUUCUCGAGCGUCGUUGUGAGGUAUUGCGUGCAGCACACAAGAUUCGCUCUCGGCAGGCGAUGCUGGUCCAGCAGCUUGGCACCAUUUACCCAAUCGAUUAUGUAGGCGCUGGCGAGUAUAGUAUUCGCGGCAUUCGCAUCGCCAACUCAGACCUCACAGGCGGCGGCCGAGCUGACGAGGAGAUGAUCUCCACUGCUUUAGGAUACAUUGCACAUUUGGUGUUUAUGCUUAGCAAGUAUCUACGGGUGAACCUCCGGUAUCGCGUGGUACCAUAUUCGUCACGUUCCUUUCUCAAAGACGAGAUCAACGACCCGCAUGGCGAGUAUCCAUUGUACAAGAGAGGUGUCGAGAAAGAUCGUCACGAGAAGGCAAUUCGUUUUCUUCGCAAGGAUGUUGAGCAGCUCUUGUUUGCGCGCAGUUUAGAUCCCACACAAGAAGCGCCUAUCUUGGCUCGACUAAAGGAGCUCACAGAUGCUGAGAGUGCAUGGCUUGCGAUCGAUCGAAAUGUAAGCAGCAACGCAGGCUGUAGCCAUGGUGCCGAUGCCGGUGCCAUCGUACCGAGAUAG